UGGGGCGAGCCUGUUUCUUUUUCAGCUUCUGUUUUUCUAUUCAAACAAUCCUUUUUUUUUUUAAGCUUCUGUUUUUUAGCAUCCUUUGUUUUUUUGGCCAGAAUCUGUUUUAAUGUAAUUUGAGCAUAGUGAAGGCAUUUUCCUUCCCAAUGAGUCUCCAUGAUUGAUAGGACUACACAGUUCGCAUAAAAUACCGAGAAGGCUUGGCUUAGUAAUGCUGGGAAUUUCAUAUGGGGAGCUCUUCCUCAUACUUGGAGCAACUGCAGCUCUCAUCGGCCCCAAGGAUCUACCGAUCAUUGCCAGAACUGCGGGUAGGUUAGCUGGCCGAGCCAUUGGCUAUGUCCAAUUGGCCCGUGGCCAAUUCGAAUCUGUUAUGCAGCAUUCCCAAGCUCGCGAGGUGCAUAAAGAACUGCAAGACACUAUGGCACAGCUAGAAGCAAUCCGCCAUGAAAUUCGAAGUAUAUCUUUCAUGAAUCCAGGUCCGAUGACUCGGAGGCUUGUGGAUAAUCUUGACCAAACCUCUAGUGCUGGCAAUGGCGUACCUGAAAGAAUUGAUACGGACACCAAGUCAACUCCUUCUCUGGAUAGUUCAGCAUCUACAGACUUAACUAAUGUGCACAGCAAAGCCACUGCUUUUGCAAGGUUGGCCAACUCUGCAGCUCUCAAGGCUGGAUCCGUGGAAAAAAGUGCAGAAGUAGACAUGCUUAACAAUGAAUCUCUCCCUGUUCUUCCUGUAUCAGCUCAAAGUGCUGGGUUGUUACAAAAUCGUCAGGAUAAUAAUGUAAAAGGAUCCGACAUUGUGUUGGAAGCAAUACUGGAGGCAGAUGUAGCACACAAUGCGAAAGAUUUCUUUGCACAGCCCCAAAAUCAGAUAAAAUAUGAAUAAAAGAUAUUUGGGGUGUUUUUUCCUUGCAAUUGCGCCGAUAGAUAAAAAUGUUAGCUUCUCAAAUGAGAGGAAUUUUGGCAUUUUUUGACAUGCUGGCAGUACUCCCAUUGUUGACCUGUCAAUGUCCUUGUAAGUAGAACUGUGAAACCUCUUUCAUUCUCCAUGCAUCGACUGUAAAUAAUCAUCCAAAUUGGUAGCUAAAUGGAAAAUAGAGUGUAUCUUGGUCUAAAUUGUAUAGAAAUUCCUCACCAGGCAAUCAAUUUGUAUUCUUAAUUUAAAUUUUGGUUUUGACUGUUGGC
This is a messenger RNA of Malania oleifera, 1185 nucleotides long. RefSeq lists its product as uncharacterized. Lineage: Eukaryota; Viridiplantae; Streptophyta; Magnoliopsida; Santalales; Ximeniaceae. The record is from RefSeq and is a predicted model, not a curated record. Bases 215 to 886 code for a protein of 223 amino acids. The transcript has 7 exons.